UUUUCUGGUGGGGCUGGAAACGUGGAGUGGAAAGUGUGUGUUUUGGGCGGGGGACAGGUGGGUAAUCUGCAGUUGGUGGUUCUAUCCAAGAAGGAAAGGGGGAGAGGGUCCAUAGCAGUGAAAAAAUGACUGUAAGGGUGUGGGGGGGAGAGUCGUAUACUGGGAUACUCGGUUAGGUAACAGGUUACCCUGGACAGUGCUCUGCACGGAAGGGGAUACAAAAGAUGAAGACUGAAAAUUCCCUCCAAAUCGCACGGAAGGGGUCGUUAGGAUUGUAUAUGAGGGAACUCGCAGUCCUCCUUCCCAAAGUUUCCAUUGCCCUGGACACAGACAGAGCUUCUCCCCAAACGUCAGUAUUGUGUAUCUUAUGAGAGUUUUAGGCCAGGUCAUUGGGGGUGGGGGGAAGGGGAAAACCCCUCAAUUACAGUUGAGGUUAAGGGAGAUGAAGGGUCAAAAAAUGUCCCCUUCCAAUGUCUAAUCCACAACCACUAGCUUAAUGAGCAAAAUACAUGCAGAAACAAACACAAGCACAACAGCCCUCACCCUCCCAGAUGCCUGUUAAUUCUUGAACAUAUAUACACUGUGUAUAUGUGAUGAACAUAUAUACACGUGCAUAGAUUUGUACACAGACUGCACACACACUCACCAGUAUAAUUAUGCACACAAAAUAUGUAUCCAACCCUCUGAGAAUAUAUGGUCCCAGCUAUAUACAUGCACAUGCAUACAUACAUAGUUAUGCACACAUGCUCACUCAUACUUUUUCCAUGUCCAGAUCUUUUCUCUUAAUUUCAGUCAUGAGCGCUUCCUCAUUCCAAAUUUUGCCUUAAUUUAUCCCACCCUUUAUGAAUCCUUCUCUCCUUUUUCUUCCUCUCCUUCACUCGGUUUUCCCUAGAAUGUCCCUUCUUGUUCUGACCUUCUCUGAACUCAUUCGUCUUCUCUCUCCUACCUUAGCUAGAACUUCAGGAUCAAACUAGUCAGUCAAAUGAGGGAGGGAGAAUCCUAACAGAAAUAAGAAUUAAGAUUAGAUAUCUGGAAGAACUAAUAAUGAAGGAUGGGAGACUCUAAAGUGCAAGAUGAAUCUUAGUUUAAGCAAUCACUUCUAUAAAAUAAUGCAAAAGGCAAAAAUCCUUCAUUUACUCAAUUUAGCAAAUGUUUUCCAAACAUCUAUAGCACUGUACUCUCUCUCUGCUAGGUACUAGUACAGAAAGAUGAAAUCCCAGUUCCUGCCUUCAAGGAGUUUGCUUUCUAAUAGAAAGAAUAUAUGCACAACUAAGCAUAAUUGAAGGCAAAAAUAUAGUUAAUAUAAAGGACAGAUUCAAAUGAGUUUUGAUGAGAAAGUCUGAGGACAGAGCAUUUCCAACCUUAGGGGAGGGGUUGGUGUUAAGAGUUGGGCUUUCAAGGGAGGAAUUUCAAUAAAAAAGUCAAAUGGUACAUUUUAGGCAUAGGACCUAUGAGUACAAGGACCACAAAUGGAGAACAGGACAAACACAUGAAAAAGGAAUCUCCCACCCAUACUAGUCACCUCUGUCUCUUCUCUAGUGUGUUUUGGUAUUUCUAGUUACCUGGGGCUCCAAUUCUACUCCUUCAGCUGUGUUCUUAUUCUCCGGGGCUUUCAUUUGCCUUGGGACCCCAGACUUUCUCCCUCUUGUUCUACAUUGGGAGAUAGUAUUAGUAAAAGUAUGCAAGGCAGAGUAGGAGAAAUAUAGGGACCUAGGACGGGAAAUAGGGGUUGAAAGGGAAAUCUUUAUCACCUACUAGUUUAGAGUAUAUUUUUAACUCACUGCCCCUUUCCUUGCUCCCUCAUGCUCAUGACUUGAUUAUACUAGUUGAGGAUUUGGGGGUGGGUGGGAGAAGCACACUUAGAAAGGUAUAUAACUAUAAUAAGGCUAGACUAUUCCAGAAGUGUGUGUGUAAGUGUGUGUGUGUGUGUGUGUGUGUGUGUGAUGGCAUAGUAGGAUUUUCCCCUUUCCAUUCCUCUUCUCUUCCAGUCUGGGGCACCUGGAAGGGCAUGGGCAUGAUGCCCAUCAUGGAAUGGGGAGAACACUAAGAAAAGCAUUGCUAAUUAUUUCUCCCCUAUUUUUCCUUCUUUCUCCUGUCUCUCCCAUUUCAUCUUUUGUCUUUUUUUUCUUGCCUUUGUCUCUGUGCUAUUCUGUAUCUUUCCUCCUGCCUGCUUUUUGUGUCUGGGUUUCUUUUUGCUGAUGUUUUUCUAAUUUCCUUCUCUGUAUAUGAUUUUGUUUCUGGCUUCUUUCUCUCUGCAUCUCACUAUUUCCAUCUCUCCUUUUCCAUUUCUUUUUUUUUUCUUUUCCAUUUCUGUAUCUUUUCUUAUGUCUGUAUCAACCUGGACUCAUCUCCCUUUCUGAACUGCUUGUUUUUUUUAUGUUGCUGUUUCUUUGUCUUCUAUUUCUUUUUCUGCCUCUAUGUUUAUUUUUUGGUGGUAUUUGUGUGUGUAUUUGUCUGCUGCUUUUUUUUUGUUUGGUUGUGUUCUUGCAUCCCUCCCUUUCUUCUUCUCCCCCUGAGCAGCAGCGCCCAGUGCAGCCCUCCUUCACCAAGUCUCUCUGUCGUGAGUCGCACUGGAAGUGCCUGUUGCUGUCACUGCUCAUGUACGGCUGCUUGGGGGCCGUGGCCUGGUGCCAUGUCACUACGGUGACUCGCCUCACCUUCAGCAGCGCCUAUCAGGGCAACAGCCUCAUGUACCAUGACAGUCCCUGCUCCAAUGGCUAUGUCUACAUCCCCCUGGCCUUCUUGCUCAUGCUCUAUGCUGUCUACCUCGUGGAAUGCUGGCAUUGCCAGGCCCGCCACGAGCUGCAGUACCGUGUGGACGUGGGCAGUGUGCGAGAGCGGGUGGGUCGCAUGCAGCAGGCCACGCCAUGCAUCUGGUGGAAGGCCAUCAGCUACCACUAUGUACGCCGCACCCGACAGGUCACCCGUUACCGAAACGGGGACGCCUAUACUACCACACAGGUCUACCACGAGCGUGUGAAUACGCACGUGGCCGAAGCAGAAUUUGACUACGCGCGCUGUGGUGUCCGCGACGUGUCCAAGGCGCUGGUGGGGCUGGAGGGCGCGCCGGCCACGCGCUUGCGCUUUACCAAGUGCUUCAGCUUCGCCAGCGUGGAGGCAGAGAAUGCGUACCUGUGCCAGCGCGCACGCUUCUUUGCGGAAAACGAAGGACUGGACGACUACAUGGAAGCCCGCGAGGGCAUGCACCUGAAGAACGUGGACUUCCGCGAGUACAUGGUGGCCUUCCCGGACCCGACGCGCCCGCCUUGGUACGCCUGCCAGUCGGCCUUCUGGGCGGCCGCCCUGCUCACGCUUUCCUGGCCGCUGCGCGUGCUGAGCGAGUACCGCACGGCCUAUGCCCAUUACCACGUAGAGAAGCUCUUCGGGCUGGAGGGCGGCGGCGGUUCCACCCCGAGCGGCGACGAGGCCCUGCCCCCGCUCACCCACCGCCUGCCCCGGGUCAACACGGUGGACAGCACGGAACUGGAGUGGCACAUCCGCUCCAACCAGCAGCUGGUGCCCAGUUAUUCCGAGGCCGUGCUGAUGGACCUAGCCGGGCUGGGAGCUCGCUGCGGCGGGGGUCCCGGCGGGGGCUACGCGCCCUCCUGCCGCUACGGCGGCGUGGGCGGCUCGGGGGCCGCGGGGGCCGCCCCCUACCGCCGCAGCUGCGAGCACUGCCAGCGCGCCGUCAGCAGCUCGUCCAUCUUCUCUCGCAGCGCGCUCAGCAUCUGCGCGAGUCCCCGGGGCGCGGGCGGGGCGGGGGGCCCGGGGGGCAGCAGUGGCUGUGGCGGGAGUCGUUUCUCCCUGGGCCGCCUCUACGGCUCCCGGCGGAGCUGCCUGUGGAGGAGCCGGAGCGGGAGCGUUAACGACGCCAGCUGCCCCACGGAGCAGACGCGCCUGUCCAGUCAGGCCAGUAUGGGCGGCGACGACGACGACGACGACGAGGAAGAUGAAGAGGGAGGACCCCCUCCCCCCUACCACGACGCUCUCUACUUCCCCGUGCUCAUAGUUCACCGGCAGGAGGGGUGCUUGGGCCACAGCCACCGACCACUGCACCGCCACGGCUCCUGCGUGGAGACUUCACUGUGACCCCUCCCUCCCCCAUCUGUCGAGAGGGGGUGGGCGGCAGAGGGGGAGGUGUCGCCAGGAUUGAGGGCAUUGGACGGUCUUCCCACCGCCGACCCGCUCACGCCAAACUUUGUCCCCAGUCCCCGCCCGGGGAGCCACGGGUGUCCGAGUGACCACGAGCAGAAGGGGGCGCUUUGAGGGGGGUGGACAGACCAGCCCGGACUGAGACCUAGUUUCCCCUCUUAUAUGAAGAGUAGGGGUGGUGUGUGUGCGUGUGUUUGUACGUACGUAUGUCUGCGUGGGGGAGGGGGAGACCGGCCCAGAAUUUUCAGAGAUUCCUAUGAUUCAGAACCAUCCCGGCCAAAGCGGCUCCUCCGACCCUUGCCAAAUCCUGUAUUUCUAAGGGCAUUAAGGGACGAAGCCUCACCCGAAUGGGCUUGGGACCCAGCCUUUUACCAGAUCUUCCGACUGUUAUAUGGGGUCCUGUUAUCCCCCUCUUCUGCUCACUCCACCCCACCCCCUUCCUUGUCAGCCUACUCCAUGGGAGAGGCAGGGUCUUAUAGAGCUGAGGAGAGAAAGACCUUAGGUGGAGGAAAGAUACUGGGGAAAGCCUGAAAGAAAGGGCUUCCCCUCCCUCUUCCUCCACUUCACCCCAUUUGGGAUCUGUGCUGGAGACUUGGUGGAAGGACAGGAUUCCCGUUAACCUCUUAAUUUGAGUGGGUCUCUGCAUGAGCUCAGCACUCUGGACAUCCCUACUUCAAUUCCAUGGAAAAUCCUGAAAUCCUUCCCUCUCUGGCCUCUUCCUGCUCCUCCCCCCCAGGCCAGUCUCUUUUCUGCUUCUCUAUCUCCUUAAACCUCUUGUUUAUCUUUCUGGUCCCAGGAGUCCAGGUUUCCAGAGGGAUGCCUCUUUUCACAAAGACAUUACCUACCUUUGGAUCUCUUUCUUUUGUCCUGGAGGAAUGAGAUCCAAUAGUAGGGAGAGAGGACAACUGGAUUCCUUUCCUAAACUCAUUUGGGUUUCCAUUUCUCCACCUAGGACAGAGGUCAAUGCCUUCUCUAGAGGGGAAGGCUGAGUGGGUGAGAUGAGACACAGGAUGCUGGCCAGAAGAACGACAGAACAAAGUGAUCUGGGCUGAGAGGACUUGAUAGGGAGAGGAGCCAGAAGAGAGCAGGGGUGUAAUUUUGAGGGAAGAACCUGGACCAGAGUGGAGAGGGGAGGAGUUGGGCUUCCUUUUGUGCCCUCUCCUCCACAUGCCCUGAGCUGACAACUUUGUCCUAAGACUAAAUUGGAGAAAUGCUGGAUUCCAAUGUUUGGGGGCUCUUCGGGAUAUAUUUAUACCCCAAUCCCAAGCACCCCUAGCCCUAUGAGCUUGGGUCACUGCUGUGUAUCCUCGGUUCCCUUAAGGCAGGAACAAGCCCUGCCCCCGUUUUAUUCUCCUGCUGUCUGUAGCUUAGCAGCCUUUCAUUCCUGCUGCUCCUAAACUCUAUUCACUAACCUGGUCCUUUAGUGCAAAAGGGCCCCAGCACUUCCUUUCUGUGUCUGGUUGUUGCAGCCUGCAUGUCUGUGUGCUACCCUUGCCUCCCAAGUGUCUGUCCCCAGCUCAAGCUCACCUCUGCUGAUUUAGAAAGGCAGAAGUAGUCCGGAGAUGAGUUUCUGUAGGUCUUGAACUAGAAUUUUCUUUCCCUUGCUUUCUCCCUUCUCCCUCAGAGGACACCUAGAGGUAACACCCCUUCCCCCCACCUUGGGCCCAGCAAUGUCAGUGCCCCCUCAUUGUGGCCUCCACCUAUGCAACAUCAUUUCUGUCCCCAUAUCCCUCCUCAUUGGAGGUUUGGGGAAGGACAGAUUCAGGAGGCACUGUUUCUGAGCAGUUUUUCUAGGUGUUAGGGCCUGGCUCCGAUUAGAUUGGUGUGUGGACAUGUGCCUGUGUGUAUGCAUUGAGGGCUGAGAGGCCAUGGGAAGGUGGUACCAGAAUGUCCACUAGGUUUCUAUGGGAGUUGUUCUCCCCAUCUUUCCCCCAUUGUCCAACCCACCAUCAACCGCCUUCCUGUGUCUGUACCCCCUUUCCCCUUCUGUCUGUAGAUUGGUCUGAGCCAUCUCUUCAUCCCACCUAAAAGACAGGUCAGAUCUAGGUGGAGAGGCAGAGGAUCCCCCUCCCCACCAUUACACUUCAUGGCCAGUCCCAUCUCUACUUUGUUGCACCUACUUGUGAAACAUCUUGUUUCUUCAGAAAGAAGGAAAACCAUUACAACCCAUUCUCCUCAGAAAGGGCCUGAGUGGUCAUGGUGGAAAUGUAGAAUGCCCUUUGUGUGGAUGUGAGCCAAGGAAAGGGGAUCAGGACUUGGGCCUCUCAUUCCUUGCCUGUAUUCACCCUCCCUGCCUCGGGGGACACACAAAUACAUACACACACAAAAAGGCAGACUUAGAGAAAUGAAUACUUUGGUUCUUGCUUGGUGAAUCUGAUUGGCAGGAGAAAUUCAAACCAGUGAAAUUAAUUAAUCUCUAAAAUUAAACCUUACACUGAAUGUUCUCAUUCCUCUGAUGAGGAAGUCUGCUAGCAGCGCACACACAUGCACACCCACACAUUCACACUUGCACAGAGAUGGAACCAAACUCACAGAGGCGCACAGAUGGGCCAGGCUGCGGGACUCACACAUGCACACUCCCCACUGGUGCUCUGCUAGUCGUCGGCUGCGUGGCAGGCAGCGCCAGCCGUUCCUCCCCCCAACGCCCUGCCCUGGGGACUUGCCUGACGGACACAUCUCGUGGCUCUCUGUCCGGGAGGGAGCUCACCCCUCGUCUGGGCUUCCAGGACUGGGCGAUAGGGUAACAGGAUGGGGAAGAUUGUCAUUUCUCCAUUAGUCUCUUUGACAAAUACCAGGAGAGGCAGGAAGGGAAGAGCUUGUCUGUUUCCUAGCCCUCCCCACAACACAGGGUAAGUAGGCAGAGUGGUGGCAACCCUAGGAAGAUGGAGGUAGUGGGAUGCAGGCAUUUACUAGCUACACAUAUUGGGGAACAUCUGGAAAGCUCAGUGUGGUGGGGAUGAGGGCUAGGGGCUUCGGGGGGGGGAGGACAGUACUCUGUCUAUUGGGUGCAUCACGCUGUGGCCUUUUUGUAAAGGAUCUCCAAGUGAAAAGAUUGUACAAACCAAACGUGGAAAAAAUAAAGUUUUCAGAUGACUCACUGACUUCCCUCAACA
Antechinus flavipes (yellow-footed antechinus) is the source of this 7265-nucleotide messenger RNA. It is a transcript of the gene TMEM151B, whose product is annotated as transmembrane protein 151B. The coding region runs from base 2377 to 4089 and encodes 570 amino acids. The record is from RefSeq and is a predicted model, not a curated record. NCBI's taxonomy places the organism in Eukaryota, Metazoa, Chordata, Mammalia, Dasyuromorphia, Dasyuridae. The transcript has 2 exons.